Chinchilla lanigera (long-tailed chinchilla) is the source of this 2898-nucleotide messenger RNA. It is a transcript of the gene Adh7, whose product is annotated as alcohol dehydrogenase 7 (class IV), mu or sigma polypeptide. The transcript is spliced from 10 exons. Gene Ontology annotation, cellular component: cytosol. Gene Ontology annotation, molecular function: zinc ion binding; all-trans-retinol dehydrogenase (NAD+) activity. NCBI's taxonomy places the organism in Eukaryota, Metazoa, Chordata, Mammalia, Rodentia, Chinchillidae. The record is from RefSeq and is a predicted model, not a curated record. Gene Ontology annotation, biological process: retinol metabolic process; retinoic acid metabolic process. The coding region runs from base 1457 to 2581 and encodes 374 amino acids.
GCUUCCCAGAGUGCUUGGAAUUACUUGUGUGCACCACCAUACCCAGCCCAACUUAACUUCCUACAGGGAUCUUUCAUAUUGUACUCUAAGAAAACUAUCAUCUUAGAUUUUUAUCACCUUCUAAAAGGAUGGUAAAAUCUAAAGAAAGAAACAUUUCCCAAAGAUGAUAUUGCAUCCAUAGUUAACAAAAUGAAGAACACUGGUCUUGUUGUUUGUGAUGUUUGGUAAUAUUUAAUGUUCUUUCAAUCACUCAACAAAUAUUUUUUAGACACUACAGUGAGAUAGGUUGAGGGGAUUAAAGGUAAUGUUAUGACUCUUUGUGAACUCACAGUCAUGUGGAAAAGAACUGGAUUAAAAACAUAAGAAAGAAUUAUAUAAGCUUUCUUAAUGAUACGAUACUACUUUCAAGAUCUAAGAAGAUUGUUUUUCUGGUGCCCACUGGAUAUUUCUUUUCUCACCUGGAAGGCUCAUUCAUCAUAUUAGAAUUGGGAAUAUGCCUUUUAUUUCUAGCCAUGGCAGAGAAUUCUUUUGACUCAGUACGGUUUGCUGUGUUACAUGUCCAUGCUCUAGAAACUGAACUCUGGAUUGUGUUUGGCAAAUAUUUUUUACUUUAUUAACUAUCGUUUCAUACCACAACAAUUUGUUUUUCAGGGUAUAUUUUUAGAAUGUAUGGCUUAUAAAUUACUAGCCUUGUUGCUAUACAAUAGCUGACUUUGAAGAAUUUGUUUGAUAUAGUUGGAUAAAUGUAAAAUUCAGAAAGUACUAUUAUCUAACAUUAAAACAUUUUCUUACUGCUUUUAUGAGCACCACAGUGAGGGGUUAACCCUAACCCUGAGUGUCAGACCUGAGGUGUGCGCACCCUCUGUGGGGCCUUUCCUGCAGUCGAGUCAGAGAGCUCAUUUUCAAUCUGUGCUGGGAAGAAGGGGCCAAAGACCCUUGUGGGUGGGGUGGGGGCGGAAUGUAGGCCCCUGCACAUGCGCAGGCUGCAGUCUGCGUCUGCUUUUUCACACUCCUUUCUCAAGGGCCAACCUGAUCUUUGUCAGCUCCUCAAGCUCAUGUCUCUUACUAUUUUCUUUUACUUUCUAAUUAAAGCUUUUUUUUUCUAUAAAAAUAUGGUAUUUAUAGUCCCAGCUUUGCCCUUCACCAGAAAAAUGACUGCAAAUUAAGUGAUUUAUUUUCCAGGUUUUAGUUUGUUCAUCUGUAACCUGAUGGCAUGGACUUGCAUGUCAGCUGGCAUAUUCAGUUUCUCUCCCAUGUAUGUUGAUGCAUGCCACUUCUCCCAGCUUUAUCCAUAAAAGGGUGGAACCCCUGUGAAUCAUACUGCUGAAGGCAGAACACUGGUGCCAGACUAUUUAUUUGAGGGUAGAAGAUGCUGUUAUUUACAGCAUAGUGAACCAAAGGACAUCACUGAGGAAGAGUGCGUGUUUACAGAGACACAAACCAGGAGAAAGACAGGAUGAACACCGCUGGAAAAGUUAUUAAGUGCAAAGCAGCUGUGUUGUGGGAAACAAAUAAACCUUUCUCCAUCGAAGAGAUAGAAGUUGCCCCACCGAAGGCUAAAGAAGUUCGCAUUAAGAUUUUGGCCACAGGAAUCUGUCGCACAGAUGACCAUGUAAUAAAAGGAACAAUGGUGUCUAGGUUUCCAGUCAUUCUGGGACACGAAGCAGCUGGAGUUGUAGAGAGCAUUGGAGAAAGAGUCACUACGGUGAAGCCAGGCGACAAAGUCAUCCCUCUCUUUCUGCCACAGUGCAGAGAAUGCAAUGCUUGCUGUAACCCAGAGGGCAAUUUUUGUAUUAAGAGCGAUAUUGCUGGUCAUGGGUUACUGUCCGAUGGCACUACCAGGUUUACAUGCAAGGGAAAACCAGUCUAUCACUUCAUGAACACCAGCACAUUUACUGAGUUCACAGUGGUGGAAGAGUCUUCUGUUGCUAAGGUGGAUGAUGCAGCUCCUCCUGAGAAAGUCUGUUUGAUUGGUUGUGGAUUUUCUACUGGAUAUGGGGCUGCUGUUAAAACAGGCAAGGUCACCCCUGGUUCCACUUGUGCUGUCUUCGGCCUGGGAGGAGUCGGCCUAUCGGUUAUCAUGGGCUGCAAGUCAGCAGGGGCCUCCAGGAUCAUUGGGAUCGACCUCAACAAAGCCAAGUUUGAGAAGGCCCUGGCCGUGGGAGCCACGGAGUGCAUCAGCCCAGAGGAUUACAUCAAGCCCAUCAGUGAGGUGCUGUCCGAAAUGACAGGCAACAAUGUGGGCUACACUUUUGAAGUUAUUGGGCGCCUUGAAACCAUGGUUGAUGCCCUUGCAUCCUGCCACAUGAACUAUGGGACUAGUGUGGUGGUGGGUGCUCCUCCGUCAGCCAAGGUGCUCAGCUAUGACCCCAUGCUGCUCUUCACUGGACGCACGUGGAAAGGGUGUAUCUUUGGAGGUUGGAAAAGCAGAGACGAUGUACCCAAACUAGUGACUGAUUUCCUGGCAAAGAAAUUUGACCUGGACCAGUUGAUAACACAUGUUUUACCUUUUAACAAAAUCAGUGAAGGAUUUGAACUGCUGUAUUCAGGACAAAGCAUUCGAACUGUCUUGACCUUUUGAGAUCCUGUGGGAGGAGCUCUGUGCUGUGUGAGGAUGAGGACCUUUCCUUUUGUGGUUCCCACCUCGGAAAGUGCAGCUCUAUGUCAAACAUGAGCAAGGCAGAAGACCUGGUGCAGACUGAGACGCUUUGUAAAGGUUUAUGAGUCUUAAUAAAAAUUUGCCAUCUUAUAAACACCGAGAGUUAGCAUGGGAUUAAAUAAUACUAUUAAAAUUUUGAAUUUAUACUUUUGAAGAUUGUAAUUAUAUAUCUUUCUUAAAAAAUUUAUUUUAAAAAUAAAAGAAGGAAAACAUAUUAACAAACAGACAUCCAUUUACAA